Messenger RNA from Rodentolepis nana, 261 nucleotides. NCBI's taxonomy places the organism in Eukaryota, Metazoa, Platyhelminthes, Cestoda, Cyclophyllidea, Hymenolepididae. The record is from the annotation of a GenBank genome assembly.
AUGGCCAGUGGUAUGCCAAAUCUUUGGUACAACCAAGCUCCAGGAGGUAGUUCUAGCAGCAACAACAGUAAAAACCUCCUUGCCAUGCUCCAACAAACAUUGCAACAGUCUCUCCCUCUUCAACGCCCUCAGCAGCAACCUCUUUCACAAACUUUAGGAGAUCAACAAAUCCCCUCCUCCACGACCUCUCAAGUAGCUCCCUCUUCCACCUCUGGUCAACAAAGGGUCACCCAACAGCAUCAGAGGAGUCCAUCGUCCUAG